AUGAAAUUCGUUUCAAAAUAUAAAAUAUAUGAUGGUUCGGCUGAUUGUCUUUACAAAGAAGAUGAAAAUUGGACCUCCAACGAUACGAUUAUGCACAUUGUCAAUAUGACAGAUCGUUUUAAAUGUUUAACAACCAAUCAGUGGGUAUCACGUCGACUGAUUGGUAAGGGUUACUGUUUGGAUGGUUCCGAUGCAUUUUACCUUGGUAUAUGUAAACGAGCGUCUGAUAUCGCUUGUCAGUUUCUACGUGGUCUUUAUAUACCGCCGAUUAACUACGUAUUCAAAGAAAAUUGUGAUGGUGAAAACAAGACAAUAUUUUUAAACAGGAAUGACACAGACGAAACAGAUUGUGAAGAAUGGCCAAAAUAUCGACGAUGCGAUGGCUAUUGGGAUUUGAGCAACGGAGAUGAUGAACUGAACUGUUCGAAUACAAUCCUUUCCUACAUCACACAUACCGUUACCAAAUGUCGAGCGAAUGAACAUUAUUGUAUGUUUUCAAAUGGAACAAUGGGUUGUUUAGCAAAAGAAUAUGCAGGCAAUGGUCAUGUCGAUUGCAUAGGUGGAACAGAUGAAAGAAAAACAUGUGCUUCGAGAGAUCCGAAAUCUCUAUUUCAAUGUUCUUCCGGUCAAUGUUUACCUUUAAAAAUAAUCUGUAAUGAAGAAUCUGAUUGUCGUUAUAAUGAAGAUGAAUUGAUUUGUCCAUGGUUUUACAAUGUGACCCAUCCGUCUGCGUAUAUGUUCAUUUGCAAAAAUGGAACAGCUAUUAAACGUGCUCAGUGGUGCAAUAAAAUCAUCGACUGCCAACCAGAUGCCGAAGAUGAAUGGUUUUGUGAUCUUAGUUAUCCGAAGACAAUGUAUUCUCUGAAUUUUCUUGAAGAAUAUCCUCCUCUCGUCAUCGAUUCAUCACCAAUAACAACCGAUAAGGCUUUGCAACUAUCCGCAUCAUUAACGAUGAGUAAUGAUUAUUCCUUCGAAUUUCCUGAUCUAGCCGACGAUUGGUAUUGCAAUCGUGGUCUUACAGUUACAACAAAGUCUUCAAGCGUCCAAUGUUUCUGUUCACCGAGCUAUUACGGUCCAAGAUGUCAGUACCAGUCGGAACGUGUAUUAAUUACUCUACGAGUUGAUACGCAGUCCACCCUAAGUGGUCAUGAGAAUCUACGAAAUGCUAUUCGAUUAAUCGCUUGUCUGAUGUUCAAUGAUCUAGUUGUGCAUCACGAAGUAAUUCUGCAUGUACCCUUGAUGAAACAGAUGUUCUAUCUAAACUAUCCGCGACCUCCACCAAAACAACAGGGAAAUUGGUCUGUUCGUCUCGAUGCCUUUUUAGUUGACGCAUUCAGUGUAAGUUUCAUAGCGGCUUGGAAUUUUGAUAUUCGUUUUUCUUUUCUUCCCUUCACUCGUCUGGUCUUACAUUUGAUGCUUCAAGAGCAAGAAAGUUGUAAUACUCUUUCUUGUGUUCAUGGUAAUUGCAGAAAGUAUUUGAAUUCACCACACAAAGAAUAUUGUCAGUGUGAACAACACUGGUCGGGUCAGUACUGCAAUAUUUCGACCAUCUGUUCAUGUACCGGAGGUGGACAAUGCCUUGAUCGAUAUCGAAGAACACUUUGUGUUUGUCCAUUAGGGCGUAUGGGCAAUGAUUGUCAUGCAUUAUUCAAUCCUUGCAAUAAUAUUCAAUGUGCUAAUGAUGGAACAUGCAUACCGUUAGAUGAACGACUGCCGAUAAAGUUCAUUUGUGCAUGUCGCAAAAGUUAUUAUGGGCCACGUUGUGAACUAGCUAAUGCCUAUAUUGAUAUUUACUUCUCUAAAUUCGAUUUCGAUUACAAUCGUCUACUAUCAUCUGCUGCUGUUGUUCAUUUUCUCGAGUCAAAAGAAGAUUCAUCCGAUAUUUUAUUUGUUCAAAAUCGUCUGCUGCAUAAACCAGUUCAAUUUGAUAAAUUAACUCGUGUUUUCAACAACGGUUAUAAGCAUCUGUCACCUUUUAUUCUUCUUCAAAUCUUCUUUGAGUCUAACAAAUUCGAAUAUUAUAUAGCUGCAAUUCUCAAAAGUCAACAAACACACAUCACUACGACCAUUCAUAAGCUGAAUCGCUGUCCUGAAAAAAGUGAAAUAUUAUCAACGUGCGUGCCAAGUGAACGAUAUCAUAAAAUGUUUCUAUGA
Adineta steineri is the source of this 2154-nucleotide messenger RNA. The record is from the annotation of a GenBank genome assembly. Lineage: Eukaryota; Metazoa; Rotifera; Eurotatoria; Adinetida; Adinetidae.